Messenger RNA from Pseudo-nitzschia multistriata, 1471 nucleotides. The record is from the annotation of a GenBank genome assembly. Lineage: Eukaryota; Bacillariophyta; Bacillariophyceae; Bacillariales; Bacillariaceae.
GCUAAAGCUGUCGCAAGACGAAAGUUGGAAAAACUAAAAUCUAUUUCCCUUCGUGAUAUCACUACUAAUUUUAUCUUAGCAAAUCAAGAAGGAAGCAAACAAUUGAAGGAAAUCAACAAACACACAAGACAGAAUCAUCACAUUAUGGAAGUAGAUUCUACAGGCGAUAGCACCGGAGUUGUCGGGGAAACCCGCAUCGCCGUACAUCCUGUAAGUCAAAACUAAAAGAUAACAGUUCGGUACCAACAUCGCAACAGCGGUAUUUGAAUUCUGAUUGCAAUUUUCGUCUUUCUUCUUCCAACGGCGCCGCCAAAUGAAAAUUCCAUUAACGGUCAAUGAUCCACAAUAAAUAUUGUGGCAAACGAAUCAAUCCACGCUUUCCUUUUCUGCUUUUGACAUAACAUCGCGAAAUUUAAGCUUGCCAUUGUUCACAUGUCCGACCAAUACACACGAAUAACCAGUGGCGGCUCUCCUAUGGACAAAACCGAUCCCGUUGUAGGUUUGCUUUUUGGACUUUCCGAAGACCAAACAACCGCAACUACUGGCAACUUGAACAAUAGCAACGUUCACGAAGGACCGCUCAUUCAGGUACUGGAUGCCGACGAUAUCCCUGUCGAAGUCUCGGAGACCUCAACGAUGCAAGUUGACUUGCACAAGGCCGUCUUUCCAAAACACAAGGUAGUUGGCUGGUAUCGUGCCGUCGCCUCACAUUCCGAUGACGAGGAGAUUGAGCCAACGUCGGAAGACUUGGGCAUUACCAAGCUGUUGAAGAAUCAUUACACGUCGUCGGAUUUGGAGUCCUUUUGCUUCUGUUUGCUCAAGGUACAAAAGGAAAACAAAGGAGAUUGCCAAGAACCCGGCGACGAUGCGGCAAUGAAAACAGAAGAUGCUACAACAGACACUCUGAACAAGGAACUCCCCAUCAAUCUUUACGAACUUCAAAAGUUUAACAACAACACUGUCUUGGUGGGACUCUCGAAUUGGCAGCUGGAUACCUCGCCGGCAGAACGGAUCGCCGUCGAACGUGUCAUGAAGGACCAACCACUUGAUGGAUUGGAAAGUGAGAGUAGCCAAAGUCCCUCCCAAAACCCGUUUAUUCUCGAAACCAAAGCGAUUGGGCACUCGUUAACCAGUAUGAAUGACCGAGUUGAGUUUCUUGUGGCAUAUCUCAAAGACAUACAGGAAGGGAAAACCCCAGUGGACCACGGAAUUUUACGUCAGAUACAACAAAUUGUCGGUUGCUUGGGUCCACUUUCGACGUUGGCGACUUGCACUAAUGAAGGAGAAGAAAAGGACCUACAGCUGUUAACCCAUUUGGCAAUUGUGGCCCGAACCGUCAACUCGAUGCAAUCCUAUACCGAAAAGUUCCGUGUCAUGAACGAACACAAGACGGCCUCAUUUGAACGACAACAAGCCUCCACCUUUCCGUCAUGGAAUUUCUAAGAGAAUGCAAUACAAAAAUAUUAGUGAU